Saccostrea cuccullata (small rock oyster) is the source of this 990-nucleotide messenger RNA. Its product is annotated as HHIP-like protein 2. The transcript is spliced from 4 exons. The annotation marks the transcript as partial. NCBI's taxonomy places the organism in Eukaryota, Metazoa, Mollusca, Bivalvia, Ostreida, Ostreidae. The record is from RefSeq and is a predicted model, not a curated record.
AAGAUUCAAAUGUUCUGCAACAUGUAAGCUAUGGGACAUCAGCGUUUUGUGAAUACAUAAGUCUCAGUGACCAAGAUUACUGUUACCCAGAACUGAAAACAAAUGCAAUGUUAAACAAUAGAAUUUCUAUCAAACAGUACACCUCUGAAGGUUGUUUGUGUAUGGAACCUUUUGCUGAUAUGUUGUAUAACCCCGUAUUUGCUCGGCAUGCAGGUGAUGGAAGUAAUCGGUUAUUCAUAGGAGAAGUUACAGGUUUAAUAUUUGUGUACUAUUUAAAUGGGUCAAGUGAAAGUCAUCCUUUCUUGGACAUUAGCUACCAGACUGUCAACUCAAGAAAUGAAGGCGAUGAAAGAGGUUUAUUGGGACUAGCAUUUCAUCCCAAUUUUCGACAAAAUGGCAGAUUCUUUGUGUAUUAUUCCACACUACUUGAGCGCCAUAAUGACUUAAUGAAUAACAACCAUAAGAUCCGCAUCAGUGAGUUUCUAGUGUCGAGCCUGGAUCCUAACAUCGCAGAUGCUGGGAGUGAGAGAGUGAUUUUAGAAGUGGAGGAACCCUUCUGGAACCACAACGGAGGAGAGAUUUUAUUUGGAGAUGAUGGUUAUUUAUAUAUCUUUGUGGGAGAUGGUGGGUCCAGAGGAGAUCCCCUGGGAAACGGUCAAAAUAGGAGCACUCUCCUAGGUAAAGUGUUGAGGAUAGAUGUGGAUACAGAGUUGGAUUAUCCGUUUCCCUACAAGAUUCCCCUGGAUAAUCCAUUUGCCAAUCACUCAAUGUUCCGUCCUGAAAUCUACGCAUAUGGAGUUAGAAAUAUCUGGAGGUGUGGAAAAGAUAGAGGGGAUCCUCGCACAGGAGAGGGUAAGGGAAGAAUAGUGUGUGGUGAUGUUGGCCAGUCAGCACAUGAAGAAUUAGAUUUACUGAUCAAGGGAGCUAACUAUGGAUGGAAUGCCAGAGAGGGUCCAGCAUGUUAUGAUAGAGAAAGCUGUGGACACAUUG